Cyprinodon variegatus (sheepshead minnow) is the source of this 1937-nucleotide messenger RNA. Its product is annotated as phosphatidylinositide phosphatase SAC1-A-like. Gene Ontology annotation, cellular component: endoplasmic reticulum. Gene Ontology annotation, molecular function: phosphatidylinositol-4-phosphate phosphatase activity. The transcript has 18 exons. Gene Ontology annotation, biological process: phosphatidylinositol dephosphorylation. The record is from RefSeq and is a predicted model, not a curated record. NCBI's taxonomy places the organism in Eukaryota, Metazoa, Chordata, Actinopteri, Cyprinodontiformes, Cyprinodontidae.
CCCAAACUGGCAACACAGAAGGAGCCACUCUGCUGUCGUCACUCAGUCGGGAGGAAAAUGGCGACCGCCUAUGAAAGAUACAAUUUGCACACAACCCCUGAGAAGUUCUUCAUCGAGGCGUGUGAUGAGGGCGCCGACGCCGUCCUGGUCAUUGACCGGGUUUCCAACGAGAUGACCCUCACAGGUAGGCAGGAUGUCCCUCCGUCUGCCGUCACCAGACCCAUUUGUGGGAUCAUGGGAACUAUUCGCCUGGUUGCAGGGAUGUACCUGAUCGUCAUCACCAGGAAGAGGAAUGUAGGCAACCUCCUGGGCCACUCUGUGUGGAAGGCUGUGGACUUUGAUGUGAUCUCCUAUAAGAAGACGGUGCUCCAUCUGUCAGAGAUACAGUCUCAGGAGAAUAAGACCUUCCUGGCGAUGAUUAACAACGUGCUGACUACAGACGGCUUCUACUUCUGCACUGACUUCGAUCUAACGCACACGCUGCAGCGCCUGGCAAACACCAGCCCUGACUUCCAAGAGAUGAGUCUGCUGGAGAGGGCAGAUCAGAGGUUCGUCUGGAACGGUAACCUUUUGAGGGAGCUGGCCGGCCAGCCUGAGCUGCACAGGUUUGCACUGCCUGUUAUCCAUGGAUUCAUCGUCAUGAAGCCGUGCCGCAUAAAUGGGAAGAUCUUUGAGUGGAUCCUCAUCUCCAGGAGAAGCUGCUUCCGCGCUGGCGUCAGAUAUUAUGUCAGAGGCAUCGACUCUGAAGGCCAUGCUGCUAACUUUGUGGAGACUGAGCAGAUAGUUUUGUAUGAAGGAGCCAAGGCUUCAUUUGUGCAGACACGAGGUUCUAUGCCGUUCUACUGGAGCCAGAGACCCAACCUGAAGUACAAACCCAAACCAGUGAUCAGCAAAACCAUGAACCACAUGGAUGGUUUCCAGAGACACUUUGACUCUCAGCUGCUGAUCUAUGGAAAGCAAACUGUGUUGAACCUGGUGAAUCAAAAAGGCUCAGAGAAGCCGCUAGAAGAGGAGUUUGCCAAGAUGUCCUCCGGUCUAAACAACGGUUUGCUUAAGUAAACUUGGUUCCUCCCUACGGCCUUAGCGGGGGUGUCGGCACAGACCUGUGUUCUCUUGUUUCCACAGAGGAUGGGAGUCCUGAAUGUGGGUCAGCGCAUCGAAGAGCAGGCCGAGUUUGAAAAAGUCUACAAAAACGCAUGGGCUGACAAUGCUAAUGCAUGCGCUGUGCAGUAUGCAGGAACCGGAGCCUUAAAAACAGACUUUACCAGGACGGGGAAGAGGACCAGGUGGGGGCUGCUGAUGGACGGCUGGAACUCUAUGAUCCGCUACUACAAGAAUAACUUCUCAGAUGGAUUCAGACAGGAUGCCAUUGACCUUUUCCUGGGGAACUUUUCUGUUGACGAGUCCGAUGGGCCCACUCCUCUCCGUAUGAAGAAGGACUGGAAGUUCCUAACGCUUCCCAUCGUCAUGCUGGUUGCGUUUUCCAUGUGCAUCGUUUCGCUCCUUCUGGCCGGUGACACGUGGACAGAGACCCUGGCUUAUUUCAUGUUCUGGGGCAGCGCCAGUGCAAUCACAGCAACCAUCAUCCUGUUUAACGGCCAGGACUUUGUGGACGCCCCAAAGUUGGUUCACAAGGAGAAGAUGGACUGAGUGCGUGGAGCCGCUGUGUGACAGCCGCUCCUCUACCGUAGCUUCAGAUCUGAUCUAACUGCGUGGCGAUUUCUGGACUUUUGUUUUUCUAAUGUUUGUCUGCAGCAAAGUCAACCUUCAGAUGUUUGUCUAUAACCUUGUAUUGAUCUGUAUGUUCCCGCAGCUGUAUCAGUCAGUCUGUAUUACGGUUUCACAAGAAGGUUUUCAUCGUCUCUGUUGACCAAAAAAUACUUCUUACUGUCUGUUUCCAUUGGAGUUGUCUUUGUGUUGUUGGUUUGCUGCAUACC